CACCUACACUGUUGUGACAGGAUUUACGAUUCGGCCAAUCACAGAGGUUUAAUGCGACUCCACAUCUCGCGAUAACUGGCGCUCUGUGUCGCUCCUCGCGUUAUGAGCUUGUAGCAAAUGUGGAAGUUGAUGUUCAUUUCUGGAAUAAUCGUGAAAUUAAUAUCAGCAGAAGUGUAUUACACGGUGGCGGUUGUUUUGCAGCCAUGAGGCGAAGUAAGGCGGACGUUGAACGCUACAUUUCCUCAGUAGAGAGCGUCUCUCCUUCACAGAAAGAGAAACCAACGAAGGGAUUUUUAUUUGCAAAGUUAUAUUUUGAGGCCAAGGAGUAUGAACUUGCUAAAAGGCAUGUAUCUGCAUAUCUAACAGUUCAGGUCAGAGAUCCCAAAGCUCAUCGAUUCCUUGGUCAACUUUAUGAACUAGAAGAUGAAAUUGAAAAAGCUGUUGGUUGUUACAAGCGCUCGGUGGAUCUGAACCCAGCUCAGCGUGACCUGAUUCUGAAAGUGGCUGAGCUGCUGUGCAGUAAGCCGGAGCUUGACAGCAGGGCAGAAUUCUGGGUGGAGAAGGCUGCAAAGCUUUUGCCAGGUCACCCAGCGGUCUUUGACCUAAAGGAGAAAUUGCUGAGUGCACAAGGACAGAAAGGCUGGAAUCAGCUUUACGAUCUGCUGCAGUCCGAGCUUCAGCUGCGCCCUUCUGAUGCCCAUGUUAAUGGGAGGCUGGUGCAGCUCUACUGCCUAGAUGGACGUUUGGAAGAAGCAGCAAAGCACUGCCUGGCUGUGGAAAGAGCUGGGGUCUUAAGACACAGCCUAGACUGGAACACCACCGUUGUCCACACUCUUCAGGAAUAUGUGGCUCAACCCAGUGUAUUGUCUAACGAGAAGACCUAUCGUGAGGUCCAAAAGGAGCUCUUACUGGCUCACAGUAAUCUGCUCAGGCUUACACUUUCUAAAAAAGAUUGCAAGGAAAGUGUGACUGCACUUCAGAUUUUUGACCACACAAUGCAGUCUUUAAAGAAUACUGCAACAAAAGCUAUGGACGAGCUCCUUGAAGUAUUCACAGAAAUGAGAGCUCAUCUGUAUCUUUAUGCUGGGACCCUACUGCUGAAAAUGGCUGUGGAUAAAGAACAGCAGUGGAGAGCUGUUGUUGAUUUAGCAGCUCUCUGUUACCUGCUGGCUUAUCAGGUUCCAAGACCUAAGAUAAAGCCUGAGAAAGGUGAACGCACAUCACUGAAACCUCUAGAAGCAUUAGCUUGCUAUCGUCAAAGCCAAGCAGGUCACAUGCUGCUAAAUCUAAACCAAGAUGUAGAGCCAUUUUUGAAGGAGGUGGUUGAGGUGUUUGGGAACAGAAGCGGGCAAACCACCCUGUUUGAGACACUCUUCAGUACGCAAGACCCUGUGGAUCUCUCGUACAUUGGAAAUGACACCAUCUCCAACAUCAGCACAAAGUCCCCGGACAUACAAGAGCUGUCUAAUUGGGACUGUGGUUCCAUAUUGCACUGUGGAGAUUUACAGCACCUGACAUGGCUUGGAUUGCAAUGGUCAAUGAUGGGCCAAAGACCUGCAGUGAAAGACUGGCUUAAGCAGCUGUUUCCUCGUCUCACUCUGGAGACCUUUAAGCUGGACACCAACACUCCAGAGUCAAUCUGUCUGCUUGACCUUGAGGUGUUUCUGUGUGGUGUAGUAUUCACGUGUCACACUCAACUUCAAGAAAUGGCAAAGAUUUCUGCUACUGCACAGUUGCAUGAGCCAAGAUGUUCACCAUUGCAGCUUAUGAAACUUUUGUCAUCAGAGAGACAGAGAGAGUGGUGGGAUGCAGUCUACAGCCUCAUUCACAAAAAAGCAGUACCUAAUACAUCUGCAAAACUGAGAAUGGUUGUCCAACAUGGCCUGAACACACUGCGAGCAAGAGAGAAACAUGGUCUUCAGCCUGCACUGCUCAUCCACUGGGCCAAACAUCUCAGUACAAUGGGUGAUGGUGUAAACUCCUAUUAUGACCAGAAAGAAUACAUAGGCCGUAGCGUGCACUACUGGAAUGUCGUGCUCCCCUUGCUUGAGAAAAUUGAGAAGAGACGCAGAAUUCCUGAACCUCUUGAUCCUUUAUUCAUGCAUUUCGCUAGUAAGGACAUACAGGUUUCUGAAAUUAAAAACUAUGAAGAGGAGGCAAUGAUAACAUUCGCUACACUUCUUGACAUUGAAGGCAAAACUGAUCAGGCUAUCUUGAAGCUUGAGAAGCUCAACUGCAUCUCUUCCUACUGGCAUCUUGCUCGUAUCUAUCAGAGACUUUCUGAAGAGGCAGGAAAUGGAGUUGAGGAAACACAGGACAUGUGCAUCAACUUUCUACAGCAGUUUAAGAAGUACUUAUCAAAGGUUUACCAUGCAAGUGCAGAUGACAUGGAGAGGCUCCCGGUGUCACUUGAGGAAAUUAUGGACUUGCUUAACGAUGUCAAUCAGCAGCUUGGAGAGGGUGGAGACGCUGUGGAUGGAAUUCUUGAAAGACAUCCAAUGACUUCAAGCCCACGAUCACUCAUAGAACCUGCUGUGGCUACUACUAAAUUCUCAGUGUCCUCUCCAGCCAAAAGUGUGCUCUCUCCCUCCAAGAGAUCAGUGUUUUCUCCCAAAACACCCCCUCACUGGGUGGAGGAUCAGAAGUCACUUUUACAGAUUCUCUGUCAACAAGUCGAAGCCUUGAAGAAUGAGGUUCAUGAUCUGAGGCACAAUUCACCUGGAUCAACAGAGUCCCCAUUUCAUAGAGUGUAUGGAGGGAAUUACACAGCAGAGACAUUUCAGGAGCCCUUUUCAGCAGCACAAUCAUUUCAUGGGGUGCCACUUACUGUUGCUACUACAGGUCCUUCAGUAUACUACAACCAGUCCCCAGCAUAUAAUUCACAGUACCUUCUUCGCACUGCUGCUAAUGUUACACCAUCCAAGGCCCCUGUCUAUGGGAUGAAUCGUCUCCCCCAGCCACAUAUGUAUGCCUACCAGCAGCCAACACAAACACCACCUCUUCAAACAUCAGCAUGCAUGUACCCUCAAGAUCAGGUUUUUGGUACCUCUAUCAGGUUUGAGCCACCAGCAACAAGCUUGCUGUCACCAUACAAUGAAGAAUUCUGCAGUCAUGUUACUCAACCAUCUACCAAUCCAUCAUUGCCAGAGCCCGGGUACUUCACUAAGCCACCUGUAAUACCUGCUCAGUCCUGUAAGAGCAGUGAAGGCAAGUCACUGGACUUAAAGGUGAGCUUUGGUCCACAAAUUCCAGUUGAAUCUACUAAGGUUGGGCCUGGAGCUGCCUCGCAAAUGACUCCCACCGUAGCUGCUUUCAAGUUCAAUUCAAAUUUCAAAUCCAAUGAUGGUGACUUUACUUUCUCAUCUGCAGAGGUGAAAAAUAGUGAAAGCCUAUUGGGACUUCUAACUUCAGAUAUUCCUCCCAGAACCGAAGGCCAUUCAGCCUUACUAUCUCAGUUGCAAGACCCAACGGCAAGUCAAACAGGGGUCUUUACUUUUGGGAGUAAAAAUUCUUUAGGGUUUUCAUUUGUUGAUGGGGCGCAGGGUAAAACAACUCUCUUUGGAAAAUCUGACCAAGCAUAUGAUGUGAGCAAACCAGUGAUUCGGGGGGAAAGUGAGGAGAAAUGUGUUGAAAGUGAUGACAGCACCCACAUUGAAGAGGAUGAGGAUGGGCCACAUUUUGAGCCCAUUGUCCCUCUUCCUAAUAAAAUUGAUGUAAAAACUGGGGAGGAAGAAGAAGAAGAAAUCUUCUGUAACAGAGCAAAAUUGUUCCGUUUUGAGACAGAAACAAAAGAGUGGAAAGAAAGAGGCAUUGGUUCUAUCAAAAUCCUAAAACACAAAACAUCAGGUAAAUAUCGAUUGUUGAUGAGGCGAGAGCAAGUUCUGAAAAUAUGUGCAAAUCACUACAUAACCGCAGACAUGGUUCUGAAAGCAAAUGCUGGGUCUGAUAAAUCAUGGGUAUGGUAUGCUAUGGACUAUGCUGAUGAAAUGCCAAAGACUGAACAGCUGGCCAUUCGCUUUAAGACUGCAGAUGAAGCAGCAUUAUUCAAACAGAAAUUUGAGGAAGCUCAGAGAGCUAUAAUUAAACAUCCAAAAAUUCAAGGUCAACAAAAGGAAAAUGAUUCCAAGCCUUCUGUACUUGAGGGCUCUAGAAAAAAUGUUGAUCUGAAAACCCUUUUCGCAAAGAAAGAAGGUGAAUGGGAUUGCAGUGUAUGCUGUGUGAGAAAUGACUCUUCAUCUAAAAGUUGUGUCGCUUGUAGCAGUCCUAAUCCUUCUGUUGAUUCAAAGUCUGAGACUAAGUCAGGAGCCUUUACUUUUGGACUUCGUGGAAGCUCUAAGGACACCAGUGGUAGUGCCAGCUUCAAGGCAUUUGGAUCCCAGAGUCCCUUCUCUUUUAAAUUUGGUACACAAUCAACUGUCUCUCAAUCCAGUCAGGGUGAUGCAAAGUCUGGUCAGUUAGAAGCUUCUGCAGAUCAUCCUAUAUCUGUGCAAAGUUCAGAUUCCUCUGUCCAAAAAUUUAGUAGCUCUUCAGGUGUUACAAAUUUUUCAUUUGGGUCUGGAUUUGGUGCACAGUUUGUUAAGAAACCAGGACAGUGGGAUUGUUCUACAUGUGAAGUGAGGAAUGAGGCUUCUACAAGUAUUUGUGUUUCAUGCCAAACCUUGAAUUCUUCAUCCAAAAACACUGCUGCUACAGAAUCUACCACACAGUCUAUGCCACUUCAAAUUCCAAACGAAUUAAAGGAAAACGACUCCAAGUCUUGUAGCACCUCUGUGGAUUCCAGCAAAAAUGUUGAUCUGAAAACCCUUUUUGCAAAGAAGGAAGGUGAAUGGGAUUGUAACGUCUGCUGUGUAAGAAAUGACUCCUCAUCUAAAGAAUGUGUCGCAUGUAGCAGUCCCAAUCCUUGUGUUGAUUCAAAACCUGGAUUGAAACCAGCUGAGGGAUUGAAAAGUGCUUCAGUUUCUGCAACAGGAGCAUUUACCUUUGGACUUGUUGGAGGUUCUAAGGAUGCCAGUAGUGAGGCCAGCUUCAAGGCAUUUGGAUCCCAAAUUCCCUUUUCCUUUAAAUUUGGAACACAGCCGUCUAGUGAGUCUGAAUCAAAAUCUCAGCAAAUUUCAAAUUCCUCUAACCAAAAAAUCAACAGCUCAAGUCUUCAGAGUUUUUCAUUUGGGUCUGGAUUUGGCUCCCAGUUUAAGAAGACCGAACCUUCAGAUCAUUCCUCAUGUGCAGAAAGGAAUGAGCCUACUCCAAGCACUUGUGUUGAAAACCAGAACAAAUCCACUGUUGUAACAGAAUCUGCCAAACAGUCUGUUAACUCUCUCUGCUCCUUAGGCUCUGGACUUGAUAAGUUUGUCAAAAAAGUGGGUCAAUGGGAUUGUGAUACCUGUUUGGUCAGGAAUGAGGCGGCUGCAAAAAGCUGUGUUUCUUGUAAUGCUCCAAAUAACAACAGAAAUAAUGAAGCACAGUGGGACUGUGAUACCUGUCUAGUCAGAAAUGAAGGCACAUCUAGUCAUUGUGUUUCCUGCCAGAAACCUAAACCAAAUGCACUUUCAUCUUUUAGCUUUAGUACUGACAGUCAGGCUAACCAUCCUGGAAGUACUGAAUUUACAGAAAGCUUUGAAGCUAGUACUUGUCAGUUUGGUCAGGGUAAGAAAGAGACAACAACAACUGAAGUUGAAACAUCUUCAAGCAGUUCAAAGUUCUCUUUUUCAGUGCCAGGGUUAACUAGUGGAUUCAAAUUUGGUCUUAAGGGAUCUGAAUCAAAACCAGCUGACAGUGGAUCUGCUGCAGUGUUUCUGAAAAACAUUGCCGAACAACACAGAGAAAAAGAAAAAGAUGCAUCAUCGUCUGUCAUGUCAUUGAGUAAUCCUAGUGAUGAAUGUCCACUGUUUACAGGAAAGGAGAAUGCAUUCAGUUUUGCAGACUUGGCAAAGACUUCACAAGGAAACUUUCAAUUUGGCCAGAAUGAUCCCAGUUUUAAAGGCUUUGCAGGGGCUGGGGAGCAACUUUUUACCUCAUUUCUGCAAAGCCAAAAGGCAGAUACCUCUGAUCAAGAAGAGGAAGAUGUGUAUAAAACCGAAGAAAAUGAUGAUAUUCAGUUUGAACCUGUGGUUAAGAUGCCUGAGAAAGUUGACAUUGUUACAGGGGAAGAGGAUGAGGAAUGUCUGUAUACAACACGUGUUAAGCUUUUCAGGUUUGAUCAUGAAACUCAUCAGUGGAAAGAACGAGGGGUUGGAAACCUAAAAUUUCUUAAAAAUAAUCAAAAUGGAAGGCUUAGAGUUCUAAUGAGGCGGGAGCAAGUGCUGAAGGUGUGUGCUAAUCACUGGAUCACUACUACGAUGAACUUGAAGCCCCUUUCUGGUUCAGAUUGUGCCUGGGUGUGGUUAGCAAAUGACUUUUCAGAUGGAGAUCCCAAGUUGGAACAGUUGGCUGCCAAGUUUAAAACUCCAGAACUUGCAGAAGAUUUUAAGCAAAAAUUUGAGGAGUGUCAACGACUCCUCUUGGACAUUCCUCUACAGACUCCUCAUAAGCUGGCUAAUUCAGACCGAACAGCAAAUCUCAUACAGAAAGCUGAGGAAAUGAAAUCUGGUCUUAAGGACCUUAAAUCAUUCUUGACUUAUGACGGAGUGAAAGGCAAGAAGGAGGAAAGCAGUGUUAAAACAGCAAAAAAUAUCUCAGCACUCAUCAAAUCCCACAAUGAGAGCACUGGACAGACUUUGGAAUGGGAUCAUUAUGAUUUGCAAGAUGAUGUUCAUGAUGAAAGUGCUGACACAUCUGUGUAUGCUUCUCCACUAGCAAGCAGUCCGUUGCAAAAAAAAUUGUUCCGUUUUGGAGAAUCAUCUACUGGGUUUAGUUUCAGCUUCCAGCCCAUUCUUAGUCCAUCAAAAUCCCCAGCUAAGCUGAAUCAAAGUAGGGCAUCUGUAGGAACAGAUGAGGAACAAGAAAUAAGUCAAGAAGAGGAAAGAGAUGGACAGUAUUUUGAACCAGUUGUACCAAUGCCUGAUGUGGUUGAGCUUUUAAACGGAGAAGAGAAUGAGCAGGUAGUGUUCAGUCACAGAGCAAAGUUGUAUCGCUAUGAUAAAGAUCUCAGCCAGUGGAAAGAAAGGGGUAUAGGAGACAUCAAAAUUUUGCAAAACUUUGAUACAAAGCGCACUAGGCUUGUUAUGAGACGUGACCAGGUUCUCAAAUUGUGUGCCAACCACUGGAUAUCCUCAGAUAUGAAACUUGAGCUUAUGAAAGGAACAGAAAAAGCUUGGAUCUGGAGUGCUUUUGACUUUGCUGAAGGAGAAGGAAAAGUUGAACAGUUGGCUGUACGCUUUAAAUUGCUGGAGACUGCAAAUUCUUUUAAAGAAUUUUUUGAGAAAGCUAAGGAUGCCCAGGAAAAGCAAACCCUUCUUGUCUCUGCUUCUUCUCCAAGAGAAACCUUGACCUCCCCUGGAACCCUGUGUGGUAAAGCUGCAAUUGCAGUGCUUGAGGAAACAACUGAAGAAAAGACUGCUGAACAACCUUCUGAAAGCAGUCAUGCACCUACAGUGCCUCUCAGUCCACACAACACCUCUAAAACUGUGGUCUCUCCCCCCAAGUUUGUCUUUGGGACAGAUUCUGUGCAGAAAAUAUUUGGAAGCCCAGUAUCCUCUAAACAAAUUGUUCCUGGACCAGCUUCGAGUCCUGAAGAUCAGUCAUCAGGCAGUGAUUUAAGCUCCAAAACCGCUGAAAGGGAAACAGUAACUCCAUUCAAAGUGCCAGAAAGAGGAUUGGAUUUUAGGCUUUAUAAAGAUAACCCUAUGGCUUUUUGGGCGUGCACAUCAGCUACCCAGUUUGAACCUCAAGUUUCCUCUGAGACACAUGGUGAUCUAAGGAGUGCUGCCAAUAGUUGUGACGAUGAUAUUGAAAUUGUGUUUGAACAACAGCCCACUAAGGAGCAGGCAGAACUCGCCCGAAAGCUAAUGCUGCCGCCAACAUUUUUUAUUUACAAAAAUAAUACUGGAUAUGUGAGUGAUGAUACAGAUGAUGAAGAUUAUGAGAUGGCUGUAAGAAAUCUAAAGGGAAAGCUAUAUCCUGAUUCUGCCACACAUGAACCUGCUCAAGCCAGUAGAGCUGCAGAGGAACCAGAGUGUGUGCUUGUCUGGGAGAAGAAACCAACACUGGAGGAGGAGAGAAAGGCCAAGAGCCUCCAGCUGCCUCUUACAUUCUUCUGUGGUACUAGUAGUGAUGCAGACUCCGAGCCUGACCGGGCAGAUGACUUUGGAACGGAACUACGAAAGGUCCAGCAAGCUCAGUGUGAAAUAAUCAGGCAAGAAAAAACCAGUGAGCUCUGCUCUGAACAGCCUACUACAGUUGAUACUGGUCGUCCUAUUGACCUCUCUACAAAGACCCAGGAAAAUGAAACACCACCUGAUUCAAGUACCACUCAAGAUCCCCCUUUAUCUUUUAUUUUUGGUUCUCAAAGUACAUCUACAUUUGCAGACUUGGCAAAGAAUUCUGGGGAAUUUCUCUUUGCAAAAAAAGACUCAAACUUCUCCUGGGCCAAUGCUGGGGCAGCAGUCUUUACCACCACUGCAGCUGCUUCUCGAAAUGAGGAUGAGGAUGGAAGCGAUGAAGAUGUGUCUAACAAUGACAUUCACUUUGAGCCCAUUGUUUCCUUACCUGAGGUCGAGGUGAAGUCUGGUGAAGAAGAUGAGAAGAUUCUUUUCAAGCAGAGAGCAAAACUGUACAGAUGGGAUCGUGAUUUGAAACAGUGGAAAGAGCGUGGAGUUGGUGAUCUGAAGAUCCUCUUCCACCCAGUGAAAAAGAACUACCGUGUCUUGAUGAGGCGUGAACAGGUUUUAAAGGUCUGUGCUAACCACACCAUCACCAAGGACCUCGAGCUGAAACCCCUGAACACUUCUAAUAACGCACUGGUUUGGACGGCUUUGGACUAUACAGAGGGUGAUUGCAAGUUGGAGCAGUUUGCUGCCAAAUUUAAGACGACUGAAGUCACAGAAUCCUUCAGAAAAACCUUCACUGAUUGUCAGCAGUGCAUAUCUCAAGUGGACACAGCCCAGUCUAGACCAAGCAACCCAACAGUAUUUCUCACUGUAGCUGCUGACAAUGAGCUAAUCGGCAAGAUCACAAUAGAGCUUUUUGCCAACAUUGUCCCCAAAACUGCAGAAAACUUCAGAGUUUUGUGCACUGGAGAGAAAGGAUUUGGCUACAGGAAUUCCAUAUUUCACAGAAUCGUCCCUGAUUUCAUGUGUCAGGGUGGUGAUAUUACUAAACAUGAUGGUACAGGUGGAAAGAGUAUCUACGGGGACAAGUUUGAGGAUGAAAACUUUGAAGUGCGUCACACAGGACCAGGUAUUGUGUCCAUGGCCAAUCGUGGCAGGAACUCAAACAACUCUCAGUUUUUCAUCACGCUAAAAAAAGCGGAGCAUUUAGACUUCAAACAUGUCGCUUUUGGCAUCGUCAAAGACGGCAUGGAUGUGGUGGAGCAAAUGGGAAAGCUGGGCUCCAGGAAAGGUGAACCAAGCAAAAGGAUAACAGUUGAAGAAUGUGGAGAGCUGUAGAUCGAUUCUUCAUACUUUAAGUACAUGUGUGAAAGUUUUUCAUGUUCAUCUUGUUUUUUUUAUGUUGGAGUCAUAAAUUUCUCCUUAUUAUAAAUGUGAUCGAGGCACAAUCAAAGCUCAGAAGUCUAAGCCUAUAGUUGUCUGAUUUUUUUUCCCCCUCUCCCCAAUAAAUUCUUUCAGCAGUGAAUGACAAAAUAGCCCUUCCUAAAGGUAUGAGAAGGGUGGUCAGGCACCUAUACAGAGAAUAACCAGUGACUGAUGGGAAUGAUGUGUUUCUAAGGUGACCGAGACAUUUGCUUACAUAAGCUCUUAUACAGACAAUGCUAAAGACAUAGACUUAAAAGCCUAACCACAUGUUUUUUUUCAAGCAAACUGCAGGGGAUUCAUUUUGUUGCAUGUUAAAAAGCUAGCUUUGCUGGUUUGAUUCAUUUACAUAGGUAUAUUAAACAGCAACAAAUCUGGAUAAUCUUAAACAUUUUGGAUAAUCUUAAACAUUUUGUGUGUUUUUACUCUGUAUAGAUUUCUGUGAAUUCUACAUUUUCUGCUUUUUGCCAAUAUUAAAGAUUGAACACUGA
Molecule: messenger RNA, 10117 nt
Organism: Tachysurus fulvidraco (yellow catfish)
Lineage: Eukaryota; Metazoa; Chordata; Actinopteri; Siluriformes; Bagridae
Gene: ranbp2
Product: RAN binding protein 2
Exons: 29
Coding region: 204-9542 (3112 amino acids)
Biological process (GO): protein folding; protein peptidyl-prolyl isomerization; intracellular transport
Cellular component (GO): nuclear pore; cytoplasm
Molecular function (GO): protein binding; GTPase activator activity; peptidyl-prolyl cis-trans isomerase activity
Source: RefSeq, a predicted model, not a curated record